This is a messenger RNA of Mastomys coucha (southern multimammate mouse), 1047 nucleotides long. RefSeq names its product serpin B9-like. NCBI's taxonomy places the organism in Eukaryota, Metazoa, Chordata, Mammalia, Rodentia, Muridae. The transcript is spliced from 5 exons. Gene Ontology annotation, biological process: negative regulation of endopeptidase activity. Gene Ontology annotation, cellular component: cytoplasm. The record is from RefSeq and is a predicted model, not a curated record. Gene Ontology annotation, molecular function: serine-type endopeptidase inhibitor activity. The coding region runs from base 1 to 1047 and encodes 348 amino acids.
AUGAGUGCUCUGUCUGAAGCAAAUGGCACCUUUGCCAUCCAUCUAUUGAAGUUGCUAUGCCAAAGCAACCCUUCCAAAAAUGUAUGCUAUUCUCCUGUAAGCAUCUCCUCUGCUCUAGCUAUGGUCCUCUUGGGUGCAAAAGGACAGUCAGAAGUCCAGAUAUCUCAGGCACUUAGUUUGAACAAGGUGAAAGACAUCCAUCGGGGCUUCCAGUUACUUCUCAAGAAGCUGAACAAGCCAGACAGAAAGUACUCACUUAGAGUGGCCAACAGGCUCUUUGCAGACAAAACUUGUGAAGUCCUCAAGACCUUUAAGGAGUCCUGUCUUCAGUUCUAUGACUCAGAGAUGGAGCAGCUCUCGUUUGAUGAAGCUGCAGAGGAGUCCAGGCAAUACAUAAACUCCUGGGUCUCCAAACAGACUGAAGCUCAUUUGGAAAUCUUGACUUCUCUCAAUAAUAUGUUUUAUGUCAUGUGUAUGUCUGCUCAGGAUGAGAAGAGACCAGUGCAGAUGAUGCAUCAGGAAGGCAUGUUUAAGCUCGGCUAUGUGGAAGAGGUGCCAGCUAGAUUGCUGGAAAUGCCCUACGAGGGCAUGGAGCUGAGCUUAGUGGUCCUGCUCCCAGAUGAGGAUGUGGACCUGAGCAAGGUAGAAAACGAUCUCACUUUUGAAAAGUUAACAGCCUGGACCAAACCAGACAUUAUGUGGGCCAAAGAGGUUAACAUUUUCCUUCCAAAAUUUAAACUCCAAGAGGAGUAUGAGAUGAACUCUGUGCUUCAGCGCUUGGGAAUGAUGGAUGUCUUCGAAGAGGCCAAGGCUGACUUACCAGGAAUGUCUCCAGAGAAAAACCUGUUUCUGUCCAAGGUUGUUCACAAGAGUGUAGUGGAGGUCAAUGAGGAAGGCACAGAGGCUGCAGCAUCUGCUGCUGUCACUCGUGUUCGCCAUUCUUUUCAUGGCUCAUCAUGGUUCUGUGCUGACCACCCCUUCCUUUUCUUCAUCAAGCACAACAAUACCAACAGCAUUCUGUUCUGUGGCAGGUUCUCAUCUCCAUAA